Molecule: messenger RNA, 678 nt
Organism: Penicillium daleae
Lineage: Eukaryota; Fungi; Ascomycota; Eurotiomycetes; Eurotiales; Aspergillaceae
Exons: 2
Coding region: 1-678 (225 amino acids)
Source: RefSeq, a predicted model, not a curated record
AUGAAAGGCACAAGGUCUCUCGCAUCGAUAUUUCUACUUUUAAGCCUUGCUAGCAUUGGCACUGCUCUUUGGGGCCUAUCUCUCCCUGUUUCACAACACCAACAGCCGCUAGUUCCUUCGCGGGGUCAGCAAUCUAUCAUGGAUAAAUUCAUCCCAGACAUCCUCAAACCCCAGACCAAAGCACCGAGUGAGGACGUUGUCGGUGGAGCAGAUCAGCCAGUUGUCUCAGACGUUCUUCCAAAGACUAAAGGCAUCAAUAUCUUUGCCCAGCUGACCCGGGAUUUCGACUCCAUCUCCUCUCGCCUCAAUGACGCCUCUCACAAUAUCACAGUCCUAGCUCCGCGUAACAGUGCUGUGCAGGACCUUCCCCGCAAACCAUGGGAAGAUCCGGAAGACUAUGCUAAGUUUGGAGAUGUAAAUGCCUAUUCGGGCAGCGAUGGACAGGAGCGGGCGAUGCGCAAUUUGCGACGUUUCGUACAGGCUCAUAUCGUUCCUGUCAGUCCAUGGCGGGAGAACGAAGAGGUUGAAAGCCUGGGAGGAGAGAAGCUGAAGUGGACGAAAGAGGGUGACAAGAUUAUUCUCCAACCAGGAAACAUCGAGGUGGAUUCGAUUGCCGAGAAAGUGGCAAACGGAGAAGUCUGGGUGUUGAAUGGGGUGAUUAAUUACCGCUCCGAAUGA